AUGUUAUCCAGUCCUUUUGAACAAUUUCAAAUACAAUCUUAUAGUUUAUCUUAUACAUUAACUGAUACUAUUUUGAUUGCGUUUAAUCUUUUUUUUCUAUUGCAGUUUAUAUAUUUAACAUUAAGUUUUAAAAUAAGUUAUGUAUAUUUUCAAAGCUUUUUUUAUUCUUUAUUUAAAGGUACGUAUAAUUUUAUAUAUGUUACUAUAUAUUCGUAUCUAGUAGAUAGAACAAAAAUGUUUUUUCCUUUUUUUUUUUAUUUAUUCUUAUUUAUCUGUUUAAGUAAUUUAGUAGGUAUAGUUCCAUUUAGUUUCACAAUAACAAGCCAUUUAAAUAUAACAUUUAGUCUAUCUUUUUUGGUAUGGUGGGCUACUUGUUUAUUAGGUUUUUAUGAAAGUGGUCUUGCUUUUAUUGCUAUAUUUUAUGUAAAAGGUAUUCCUUUUGUAUUAGUUCCAUUUUUGGCAUUAAUAGAAGUUAUAAGUUUUAUUUUUAGAUCUGUAAGUUUGGCGUUACGAUUAUUUGCAAAUAUAGUGGCAGGACAUAUUUUAUUGGAUACAGUUGCUUUGUUUAUAUAUAAAUUAGUAAAUCCAUUAUUUUUUUCAAUUAAAUUUUCAUUAAUAAGUAUAUUACCUAUAAUUUUAUGUGUUGUCUUAAUUUUAUUUGAGCUAGUUGUAGCUAUCUUACAAGGGUAUAUAUUUGUAAUAUUGUCUGUCAUUUAUUUAAAAGAUGCUUACAUAGCACACUAG
This is a messenger RNA of Naegleria fowleri, 744 nucleotides long. NCBI's taxonomy places the organism in Eukaryota, Heterolobosea, Eutetramitea, Acrasida, Naegleriidae. The record is from the annotation of a RefSeq genome assembly.